Molecule: messenger RNA, 1655 nt
Organism: Aphanomyces astaci
Lineage: Eukaryota; Oomycota; Saprolegniomycetes; Saprolegniales; Verrucalvaceae
Product: dihydrolipoyl dehydrogenase
Exons: 1
Coding region: 26-1510 (494 amino acids)
Cellular component (GO): oxoglutarate dehydrogenase complex; mitochondrion
Molecular function (GO): dihydrolipoyl dehydrogenase (NADH) activity; flavin adenine dinucleotide binding
Source: RefSeq, a predicted model, not a curated record
GAGAGAUUUUUCCCUGCCCUUCAUCAUGUUGGCCUUCCGCUCCCUUAACAAACUUCGCAUGGCGCGCUCGUCCGCGGUGGCCUCUUUCAGCUCGUCUGCCACUGAGUACGACGUGGUCGUGGUGGGCGGCGGUCCUGGCGGGUACGUCGCGGCGAUCAAGGCCGCGCAGUUGGGCUUGAAGACGGCGUGCAUUGAAUCCCGUGGGUCGUUGGGAGGCACUUGCUUGAACGUCGGGUGCAUUCCUUCCAAGGCGUUGUUGCACGGCACGCACUUGUACCACUCGGCGCAACACAACUUUAAGAGCGUGGGCAUCAAGGUGGACAACGUGAGCAUCGACUUCGACCAGCUGAUGAAGUCCAAGGACAAGACGGUCAAGAUCCUCACCGGCGGGAUCGAAGGGUUGUUCAAGAAGAACAAGGUCGACUAUAUCAAGGGCUACGGCAAGGUCGUGGCCAAGGGCCAAGUGAGCGUCGCGUUGAACGCCGGAGGCAACCAAACCGUCAACACCAAGAACAUCCUCAUUGCCACGGGCUCCGAAGUCACCCCGCUGCCUCCCGUCCCCGUUGACAACGAAGGCGGCAAGAUCAUCGACUCCACGGGCGCGUUGGCGUUGAAGCGCGUGCCCAAGCACUUGGUCGUGGUCGGCGGUGGCGUCAUCGGUCUCGAAAUGGGCUCAGUAUACGGCCGUCUCGGGUCCAAGAUCACUGUGGUCGAGUACGCCGACAAGAUCUGCCCCACUAUGGAUCACGAAGUGACCAAGGAGUUCCAGAAGUUGCUCACCAAGCAAGGCAUGACGUUCAAGCUGGGCCAAAAGGUCACUGCGUCCAAGGUCGACGGCGACGUGGUCACGCUGACGGUGGAGCCGGCGGCGGGCGGGGAAGCCACGACGAUUGAAGCCGACUGCGUGCUGGUGGCCACGGGUCGCCGUCCGUUCACGGCAGGCUUGGGGCUCGAAGAAAUGGGCAUCCAAACCGACAAGUUUGGCCGCAUCAAGGUCAACCUGAGCAACUUCCAGACAAAUGUCGACGGCAUCUUUGCGAUCGGCGACGUGAUUGAAGGCGCGAUGCUGGCCCACAAGGCCGAAGAGGAGGGCAUCGCGGUGGUCGAAACCAUCGCCGGCAAGCACGGCCACGUCAACUACGACGCGAUCCCUGGCGUCAUCUACACGUUCCCCGAAGUGGCGAGUGUUGGCAAGACGGAGGAAGAGCUCAAGACCGCCAACGUCGCGUACAACGUGGGCAAGUUCCCUAUGAUGGCCAACUCUCGCGCCCGCGCCGUGGGCGAAACCGACGGGUUCGUCAAGGUGCUGGCUGCCAAGGACGACGACAAGAUCCUCGGCAUCCACAUCAUUGCGUCCAACGCAGGUGAAAUGAUCUCGGAAGGCGUGCUCGGGAUCGAAUACGGCGCGUCCGCCGAAGACAUUGGGCGCACUUGCCACGCCCACCCGACGUUGAGUGAAGCGUUCAAAGAAGCAUGCAAUGCUGCGUACGACAAGCCCAUCAACUUUUAAAACACGACAAUAGGACAAGUGUGAUGAUGUUGAUUGUGUGUGUGAUGGUGACAUUCACGACGACAAUCACACCGGUACAGACUAGCUUCUGGUUCAAAUACGUUUCGAAAUAACGUGACGGAUCUGUGAUCUGCCGAUUUUGAGC